Messenger RNA from Leptosia nina, 1149 nucleotides. The record is from the annotation of a GenBank genome assembly. Lineage: Eukaryota; Metazoa; Arthropoda; Insecta; Lepidoptera; Pieridae.
AUGUCGGCGCGGAAUUAUUUAUCAGCUCGCGAAAAGCCCAAUAAAGUGGAAUAUUUACCAUAUAUAAAUCAACAGAAGUUUAGUCGACGUUCGGAGCUUCCUGUGUUAUCGGCUAAUGCAUAUAGUUUAAAUAGGAAUUUGUUCUAUCCAUACUGUAGUAAUUUUUCCGGCGAUAGUGUAGAUAUUAUAGAACGAUCGGGAACUCCUUAUUCAGACUUUUUGUCUGAGAGCGAAACAGGGACACCAGAUUUUAAUAGUGAAGAAAGUGACAGUAGUGCAGGAUCAGUACUUAAAAGAAACACCGAGGAAGCAACUAGGACACUUGCUGAUGAGUGGGAAAGAAUAGAGCGGACACUUUACAAUGAGAAUGGAGAGAAAUGCACUAGGCCAGAAAUUAUAGAGGAAUGCUUACAGUGGCAGCAAUUACAUCCACAAUUUAGGGUUGUUGGAAAAGCAAUCCCUAUUCCAGAAAAGAAAGUACCAUACAGACAAAUUGAGCAUGAAGAAGUUAUUGCAAUGAAUUAUAGUGACUAUGAACAGUUCAGUGAGAGUGAGGACCGACAUUCACAAAGUAGUACAGAUAUUACACCUACAAAUUCACCUCGGGCAUCAUCUGAACAUAUAACCGACACAAAAUUGUCCAGAGAGAAAAUGUUUAAUUAUGGACCAAAUAACCUAUCGGAUACAUUCAGUUCUCUGCUCCAGAUAACACCAAUACAUAUACGCACUCCCAUACUUAAAAAACGACAGAGUCAGUCAAUUUUAAGAUCAGAAAUAGCAUCAUCCAGGUGGAUGAAAUCUAACCGUCCAGAUACUUCUAUAAAUUUGGAAAGAAAUAGUGCUAAGUCAUACAUAUCUUUAUACGAUACGAGAAAUUUAAGUAAUAUCUGCUCGCUUGACCGUAAAAUGAAUGGUAGGAUAAAUACUGCAAGGCUAAGAGAUUCUCAGUUACAGAAUUUGUAUUCACCAGAAUCACAUACUGAACUUUCUAGUAGAGGGUUAUAUCAAAACUAUGGUGUGAAAAAAGUGUCUUUGCCACCUCUACUUCUGGAAGAGGAAAGAAAGAAGAUACCGAUUGCAUCUGCCAAGAAGCAGAAUAAAACUAGAAAGAGUAGUACUAAAAUGCACAUUGACAGAAGGUACAAUUAA